GGCGAGUCCAGACGUUGGUAACAUUUUGUACUCGGGAUGCUCUGCAAUGGAGCUCCUGAGUAAAACGAAUUGCCGCAGAUUGAGUAACUGACAUGGGUGAAGGCACCUAUGUUUCAGGAAAAGGCUGGCAGCUGAAGUGAGAGGUGGGUAACGUCAACUCAUAAUUUAUGGCAAAGCUUUGCAGCUUGUAAACAGCAAGAUGGCUACCGAGCUAAUCAACGUUUUGCGGUUAGCAAAACACCCACAUUUGAAGACUACAUUAGACAAUCUUGUCUGAAACUAAGAGUUCCUGCUCAUCUUUGUUGAACGCAUAGUUUUAGUACAUAUUGAUAUUUCACCAAGAAAAAAAAUUAUUCUUAGUUUAUUUUUUCGAGAAAGACAAAUACACUGAAGUUAGUCUCACAUUGAGUGCCCCCUAAAAAAGAUUAUUCCGCUAUUUUUAAGGACUAAAUACGUUUAGUCCACUUUAGUUCAAGAAAUAAAAAUAAUGACUUGUUAAUUGUAGACUGUUUUUUUCAAUCUGCUUAUAUAUUUUAACAUUUCUCCUGUAUAUAAGGAAAACCAAAUUCCUCAAAAGCUGUUGAAACACGUUUUCUCAAGCGACCAAUCGGAAGCGAACUUCAGCGUUGCGGAAAAAGAACAUGGCGUACAACUGCUGAAAUGCAUGCUAAAAAACAAACAAAAUGAAGCUUUAAUCCACUCUAUUAGGAAGCCAGAUUAUGAAUCUAGUAUUUUACAUACAACAAACGUGCAUCCUGUCAACAUAAGGCUGCUGUUUUGGUGUUUUUGUCGUGUAACGUGAGAGAUUUCCGUUAAGAUUAUAGCUUUCAAGCUUAUUCCUGUGACCAUUAAAGAAUCUGACGAAUUUGGUCCAACCCCAUGUCCGAUACGGCUGUAAUGACCACGUUUCGUUAUUAGUGAGCCCCCAGGAAGUGGACAGGCCAGCGGAAGCACCUCCUCCUGUAGGGAAACCGGUUUGAGACGGCUGUCACUUAUAGAUCAGGAGGCGAGGCUUUGGAGGCAGCAUGCAUGUGGAAGAUAAGCUAUCAAAAUGUUUCAAGGACCUUGUUUUAACAACUCCACCUAGACAUACCCUGUUUAGUUAAAAAAAAAAAAAGGCACCGCGGGCUUCAAUGCACGGUAAUUUUUCCACUUAGGAGUCGGUUUCUCUUUUUUUUUUUUUUUUUUUACUAAAUCUGCAACAAAUCGCAGCUUUCUUCACUCCUCCUGCUGGACUGUGGCUUGUUGGACCAGUGCAUGAUGUUUUCGACCUGCUAUUUUGUAUGUUUUUGUUUAUGUUUGGUCUGACAGGUGGGCAAGAUGGGGGAGCGGACCGUUGGCGGCCCAGUGGCUGCGAUCUCUCCAGUGCAGCAGAUGCUGGCCUCUGGCACUGGAGCCCUCCUCACAUCUCUAUUUGUCACUCCGCUGGACGUUGUGAAGAUAAGGCUGCAGGCUCAGCAGACUCCCUUCCACCAGGGGAAAUGUUUCCUGUACUGCAACGGCCUGAUGGAUCACAUCUACGUCUGCCAGAACGGAACCAGCUGCUCCAGCUGGUACCGAACACCGACGCAUUUCAGUGGCACUCUGGAUGCUUUUGUGAAAAUCACCCGCCAUGAGGGACUCCGCUCUCUGUGGAGUGGGCUGCCACCGACGCUGGUGAUGGCCGUCCCAGCCACCGUGAUCUACUUCACCUGCUACGACCAGCUGAGGGACUUCCUGUGGUUCGGUUUGGGGCUCCAGGGCUGCCACGUUCCUCUUCUGGCCGGAGGGCUUGCCAGAUUGGGCGCCGUGACGGUCAUCAGCCCUCUGGAGCUGGUCAGGACCAAAAUGCAAUCCAGGAAGCUGAGCUACAGCGAGCUGUGCGUGUGCAUCCGCUCGGCGGUGGCCCAGAGCGGCAUGCUGUCGCUGUGGAGGGGGUGGGGGCCCACCGUUCUCAGAGACGUGCCUUUUUCUGCUUUGUAUUGGUUUAACUACGAACUGGUGAAGGCCCAGCUGUGUGAGCAGUACGCAAUGCCGAAGGCCGACUUCUCCAUCAGCUUCACUGCAGGAGCCGUUUCUGGAGCCGUUGCUGCUGUCCUGACGCUCCCGUUCGACGUGGUCAAGACUCGGCGGCAGAUCCAACUGGGAGAGAUGGAUUCUCUGGGAGUUUCCAGAAAGGGAACCAGUUCCACUUGGCACAUCAUGAAGGACAUCUGGUCUGCUCUGGGCUACAGAGGCCUCUUUGCAGGUUUUCUGCCCAGAGUGAUCAAAGUGGCGCCAGCCUGCGCUGUCAUGAUCAGCAGCUAUGAGUUCGGGAAGGCUUUCUUCCAAAAGGUGAACCUGGACCGACAGCGCCUGGCGCCAUGAACGCCGCCAGCAGGGGGCGCUGGUUGGCCUGGAAAUAAAAGAUGCACCUCCAACCUUCCUGCAUGCCUGAUAACACUUGCUACAGGGUUAAGGAGAAGUUUGGGUUCUCACAUUUAGACAUUUGGACUCAUCUGUGAAUCUGACCCCGCUGUGCAUGGCAGUGGCGCAAACUCAAAGAUCCGUAUUGUAGCAUGAGGCCCAGAUAAAAUGCUUUACCACGUUUUCUGUUGUCCUGUUGCGGUAAAACACGACAAUUUUAGCAACUAUCUGCUGUGUAGAUAACUUUAAAAAAAAUGUUUGAAUGUGGAUUGAGUUAUUGUUCAUAUGCAACAAGAGACAUGUGGGUAGAAAUUGAAACUCGUUGAGAACUUUCAGGAGAUUCUCAGAACUUAGUGAGUGAAUACUUUAGACACUGGACCAGAAAAUGAGAAAAUGUUGAAGGAUGUAAAUGUUUUCUGUUUUAUAAGAAAUUGUAUUAAAAUGUUACAACCUGG
Messenger RNA from Xiphophorus couchianus (Monterrey platyfish), 2840 nucleotides. RefSeq names its product solute carrier family 25 member 39 (gene slc25a39). The coding region runs from base 1321 to 2346 and encodes 341 amino acids. The transcript has 10 exons. The record is from RefSeq and is a predicted model, not a curated record. Gene Ontology annotation, cellular component: mitochondrion. Gene Ontology annotation, biological process: mitochondrial transmembrane transport. Lineage: Eukaryota; Metazoa; Chordata; Actinopteri; Cyprinodontiformes; Poeciliidae.